UUCCAUAUGAGGGAGCUAGACAACUUGGAUAAGCGCAUAAGACCGUACCUGGAAAAAAUUGGCCAUGAAAAAUGGUCAAGGUAUCAUUCAGAAAACAACAGGUGAAAACUAAUAAGAAGGAUAAAAUUAAUGAUAUAUUCAGAUAUUUAAAGCGUUGUAUUUGCGUUGUUUUUGCGUUGCGUUUAAGUUUUUUUUUCAAAAGUAGAACUAUGAUAGAAACUGUCCAAAUUACAGGUACUCUACCAUGACAUCAAACAUAGCUGAGGCACUGAACUCAGCAAAUUUAGCAGCAAGGGAAACACCAGUGACAACAUUAAUGGAGUGCUUGAGGGCACAAAUGCAAGAGUGGACAUACAAUAAUAGAAAGGAGGCACAAAAAUGCACAACAAGGCUGACACCAUCAUCUGAGAAAAAACUCAUAGGGAACUAUGUACAGUCAUUGCGACUAACAGUGAAACCAGCAAACCAAAACCUGUUUGAGGUGAUAGAUGAAGACAGAACAAGAAUAGUAAACUUGAAGGAGAAGACGUGCACAUGCAAUAGAUUUCAAAAAGAUGAAAUGCCAUGUAACCAUGCAGUCGCCGUCAUGAAGGACUUGAACAUAAACACAUACAACUACUGUGCACAAUACUACACAUCAAAAGCAUGGCUGCAAACAUAUGAAGAAACAGUAUACCCAGUUGGAAACGUAAGAGAAUGGGAACUUCCAGAAUUUUUUGAAGACAUCAUAGUGUUGCCUCCAAAGGAGAGAAUCAAGUCUGGAAGGCCGAGGAAAAGAAGAAUGGCAGCAGCUUGGGAAACAAAGAAACAAAACAAGUGUGGCAAGUGUGGACAAAAGGGACAUAACAAAAAGACCUGCAGAAGAAUUACAGCAUAGAAGUGGAAACAACGCAAAAACAACUGUUUUUUCACAAACAUUUUCAAAGUAAAAUUUUUAAAUUUUUUUUACCUGGAUUUGUUUUCUGUAGCAUGUACAGGUAUCUUGGCAAGAGAUUGUACGACUCUUUAGCAUUUCCAUGUAGCUGGGUUUGUGCUCGCUCUUUACUACGCCAUGCUUUCAUGUAAUUCAUCUUUAUUCCGUAUUUGUCUUUCAUUUCUGUCUUUAUGUCUGCAGGGCUGCACUUUGUUUUCAGGUUCAAGAAUUUUGGUUUUACAAAAUCUGCUAUCAACUUUGAUGUAGCUUGUCGUUGAUCUCCAAAUCUUAUUGUAACUGCACAUGUGUGUUCUUCUUCGUAGCUCCUUAUUAUGAAUGUUUCUGUGUUUCCAUUUUUUGUAGCCUUUAAACUCCAUUUGCAGUUUGUGUCCAAACACACUAUGCUGUAUUCUUUUGUGCAAGAUUUCACUACUUUGUAUUGAAAUGUCUUCUUGAUUGCAAAGUAGCAUAGUGUACUUAUCAAUGUUUCUUUGUCCUUGUAAAUUUUCCCCUUCUCUAUUGUUUCAUGUCGUUUGUCAUUGAUGAUCAUCAUUUCUGUGUUGUCCACUUCCUCUUCUUCUUCCUGGUUGUUUUCUAGUUGUUGUACCAUUUCUGCAGCCACAAGCUUUGCAUAGUCGGUGAAGUCGAAAUCUUCAUCUACUGCUGUAGUUUUUUCUCGACCACCGCACUAUAAAGAUUUGCGUGAGCUUUUGGCAGUAAAAUCUGCACUAAAUAAUACUUGUUCAAAGGAUCUAGUUAGGGAGAUGAAAGUGUAUGAGUCUCUUGGUUCCAGUCCUUUUAUUGUUAAGUGCUACGGUCAAUUAGAUAAUUAUAAUAAAUGGGAGGUAAAUAUGGCGAUGGAGUAUGCAUCAGGUGGGUCCUUGGCUAGUGCGAUCGAGAGUAAGAAUAAUGGAGAUGGAUUGAGUGAGUGGGAAGUGAAGGCACACACUUGCUCCAUUCUUAAAGGGCUUGAGUUUAUUCAUGGAAAGGGUUUGGUGCAUUGUGAUUUGAAACCCGCAAACAUUCUACUGGUGGCUGAUGAUGAUGAUAAUAGUCCUUAUAGCGUCGAUGGUUUUGUGGCGAAGAUUGCUGAUUUUGGUUGAUUUUGGAUUUUGGAUUUGCUGGUUUUUUUUUUCCUUUUCGUUUUUGAUUUUGGAUUUUCGGGAUUCAGCUUGUUUCCUAGGAGUUCUACAUUUUUUUAGAUUUUGAUUUUGCUGGUUUUGGAAGAAAGAUGGUUGAGAUUGGGUUGUUGGGGUUGGAUCGCUGGGUCACGAAGAAGGGUGCGGCUGGGUCACGAAGAAGAUGGUGUUCCGUUUUGCUUGGCCGGCAUUUUUGUAAUUAACAACUUUAUAGAUUCUAUUUUUGUUUAUUUCCUUUUUUAGGGUCAUAAAUGUAAAUUUAUUACAUUUUAAGUUUAUAAUAGAAAAAAUCUCUUUACAAUUCCUCUUUCUUUCAAGUAAAUAAAAUGGUUGUUAUACUUUUCAAUGAAAAUGAAGAUUAUGAUCGGAAGAAGAAAGACGAAGCUUAUGAUCGGAAGAAAGUCGAAGACGAAGCCCAAGUCAAAACACAGGUCAGUCGUAGUCUAGUCCAAAAAGAUAGAUAUUAAUUAUUUUUUAAAUCAAAAUUACAGAAUUAAUUAUUAUAAUCCUAAUACUAAUAUGAUCAUUUCAAAAACAAAAAUCUUAUACAUAAAACACGAAAACUACAAAUAAUUAAAUUAUCCCAAUAAAAGUAUCUAUCAUUUAAUUAAAAAAUAAAACAUAAUCAUUUUUAAAAUCAAAAUUACAUAACUAUAAUCCUAAUCCUAAUAGUAAUAGGUUACAUAUACAUCUAUAUAUAGCUACUAGUCACUAGUGACGAGAGAGAAUAUUUUUAAACAAAUAAUUAGUAAUUAGACUUUAGUUUAGUGGGGCUAUAUCAACCUUAGUUUUAGUUGUACGCAUUCAUUAGUUUUUCUUAAUAAAUUAUUGUUUCUUCUAAGAAACAAAUUAAUAAAAUAUGAAGAUGAUGAGAAUGGUGAUCGAAUAUCGUCAAGAGAAGGGUACUUUUGUAAUCAAAUAUAAUAAGAGACAAAGAGAAGAUGAAGAUUCUAGAAAUAAUAAACGUAGCAAGUAUGGUGGAUGGGUGAAGGAAAAGUUACUCGGAAGGGGAGGUUUUGGAUGUGUUAACUUGGUUAAGUUUAAAGAACCUCGACCACCGCACUAUAAAGAUUUGCCUGAGCUUUUGGCAGUAAAAUCUGCACUAAAUAAUACUUGUUCAAAGGAUCUAGUUAGGGAGAUGAAAGUGUAUGAGUCUCUUGGUUCCAGUCCUUUUAUUGUUAAGUGCUACGGUCAAUUAGAUAAUUAUAAUAAAUGGGAGGUAAAUAUGGCGAUGGAGUAUGCAUCAGGUGGGUCCUUGGCUAGUGCGAUCGAGAGUAAGAAUAAUGGAGAUGGAUUGAGUGAGUGGGAAGUGAAGGCACACACUUGCUCCAUUCUUAAAGGGCUUGAGUUUAUUCAUGGAAAGGGUUUGGUGCAUUGUGAUUUGAAACCCGCAAACAUUCUACUGGUGGCUGAUGAUGAUGAUAAUAGUCCUUAUAGCGUCGAUGGUUUUGUGGCGAAGAUUGCUGAUUUUGGUCUGGCUAAGACUAGUAGUGUUGGUAGUAAUAAUGGUGAUGAUGAGUGCAUGAGGAGGUCAAAGGUUGGAGGAACUCUGUAUUAUCUUUCUCCCGAAGCUUUAUUAGAAAAUACUCAAGAAGAGGCGAGUGAUAUUUGGGCAGUUGGGUGUGUGGUUUUGCAAAUGUUGACUGGACUAGUGCUGCCGUGGUAUGAUAACCCCACCGAAAAUCAGCUUUCCAGUAUAAUUAGUAUAGACACUCCAUGUAGUGGUUUACCUUCGGAUUGGCUUUCCAAGAAUGCUUGGGAUUUCUUGUUCAAGUGCUUUACUAGGAACCCUAAUAAUAGACCUUCUGCUCACAUGUUACUAAACCAUCCCUUUCUUCUCUCAGAAGAUCACCAAGAAAGUGAUCAACAAAUAAAUCACAAUGAUAUUGACGCUGAUGAAGAUCAUGCUAAUGAUGGUGAUGGUGAUAGUGAUGGUGAUGGUGAUGGUGAAGACUCUGAACACGUCGACGAUGGUGAUAAUGAUGAUGGUGAUGAUGAUGAAGAAGAAUACGAGGACGACGAUGAUGAUGAACAGCCUCCCUUUUAUGAUUCUUGGUUUAGCAGUAGUCCCUGACAUUCCAUUUCUAUACUUCUAUAUUAAUUCAUUUUUUCAACUUCGAACAUCAAUUCCACAAUUUUUUAUUAUCUGUAAUAUAUUUGUUUUGUAUGUACAUUGUAAUCAUUAUUAUAAAGGUAAUUUAUAAUAUAUUUAUUUUGUAUGUACAUUGUCAUCAUUAUUAUAACAGAAAUUUAUAAUAUAUUUUGUUUUGUAUAUACAUUCUGAUCAUUUUUAUAAGAGAAAUUUAGGGUAUUAAUGUCUAACUAGGCGGCAACUACGUGCGAGGCACGUGUUAUUUUGUUUUUGAUAUUUUUUUUUUUGAUUUUUUUUUGUAAAAUAUUUAAUUUAAUAAUAGAAUAUUAUUUAUAAAUUUUAUUAAAUAUUUUGUAAGAUAAGAUGUUUACCCAUUUAAAAAAUAUUACACAGGAUAAGUUUUUUAUUAUAAUUUUUAAAUUAUUACUUAUAUGCAAUGUAUAAUUUAAGAUAAAAAUUUAGCAAUUUCUUCUUGUUUUAUUUCUUCAAUAGAAUAUAUAUUAAAAUUCUUAUAUAUCUUUGAGUUUUUAUCUUCUUUUGAUCAACAUAAAUUUGUAGUAUCCAACACUUAGUUGACAAUUUAUUAGAAAUACUUUCAAUAUAUUUAAUCUUUUUCAGAGAAAUAAAUUAUAAAAGUUAGUUUUAGUCUUCAAUUAAUGAUGAUAUUACUAUAUAAAUAAAUAAGUAUAUAGUUUGAAAUGUUAUCUCUUUAGAAUAAUCUAUUAUUUAUAUUACAUUAGAUCUUAAAAGUUAUUUUACUUUAUAUUACACAUAGUUUUUACAAAUAAAUAAAUUAUAAGAUUAUAUGCUGAAAUAAGUAUAUUAUAUUAAAUUAUACGCUUUUAGUGUUGUCAUUUAUUUGAGCAUAUAAUCUUACACUAAAAAACAUAAUUAUUUUUACGCUUGGAUGGACUUGUAUGUAUCAAUGACUUAUAAUUAGCUAUCACUUUUGCUUUCCUGUCAUAUAUGUUGUUGGAUUGAUAUUGUUAAUUGUGGUAUUUAUACUGUUUAAUUCUAUAAUAUUGUAAGAUUAAUAAAAUUAAAGGUAUAUUGUUACAAAUAUAAAUAUUUGAUAAUAGUAUAAGUUAAAAAUAUUAAAUGCAAUAUUAUGACAUAAUUAAAAAAUUAAACUUUAAGAAAUAGUAAUAUUGCAAGUAAAUAGUAAAAUAAAAUUAUAAGGCAUAUAAUUAUAAAAUUUAAAAAAAAAAAAGUGUUUUUUUUGAAUAAGUAAAAGUUUUGUUUUAUUUAUAUAUUUGGGUGUUCAAUGUUGAUUUUUUUUUUUUUGAACUUUUAAAAAUUUUUAAUGUAUUAAUUAUUUUUUAUACAUAAAUUUAACAAUACGGUUUUUUUUUUUGUAUAUAUUUCCACAUGGUGCUGAUAUUAUUAUUUUUAAAAACUAAAAUUAUUAUCUUUAAUUUCUAUUUUGAAUAAGAAUAAUAUUUUGCAUAUAUUUCCCUAAAAAUAAUAAUAAUAAUAAUAAUAAUAUAUAAAUAAAUUAAAAAAAAAUAUUUCAAAACAAAAAAAUAUCCCGAAGGUAGAUAAUUUUUUCGCCUAUACCGAUGACGAACAUUCAUUUUCCUGCAAUCACAUCGCCUGCCUCCUGUCGUUUUUAUUUUUUUUAUACCUACAAUAAGAUAAAAAAAAUAAUUAGUGAUGAAAUAGACUUAGUAAUCCACUCAUUUUCAGUAAAUAUGUAAAUGUACGUAUUAGAAUUAUUUCACACAAGAAUUGCUUGGGAGUCGAAACAAUGUAAUACCAUCAUUCAACCUAAAUAUUUUGUUCUGUUGUGAAAUUUAUUUGUACAUUUGAUUUAAGAAAAUAAUUAUGUAAUCUUAAAAUAAAUUUAUCCUUCUAUCAGAAAAUUCUGAUGAGACCAGGAAAUAGAUAUAGUUGACCAAGUUUUUAAUUUUUGUCCAUUGAACCCGCAUCCCAUUUAUAUUAUAUAUAAAACUUCCUUUCGAUCUCCCACUAUCUAUUAUAUGAUACUUUUGAUGCUUUUAUAUUUA
Cannabis sativa is the source of this 6150-nucleotide messenger RNA. Its product is annotated as mitogen-activated protein kinase kinase kinase 20-like. The transcript is spliced from 2 exons. Lineage: Eukaryota; Viridiplantae; Streptophyta; Magnoliopsida; Rosales; Cannabaceae. The coding region runs from base 2912 to 4126 and encodes 404 amino acids. The record is from RefSeq and is a predicted model, not a curated record. Gene Ontology annotation, biological process: protein phosphorylation. Gene Ontology annotation, molecular function: ATP binding; protein kinase activity.